Puntigrus tetrazona (Sumatra barb) is the source of this 2170-nucleotide messenger RNA. RefSeq names its product SH3-domain GRB2-like endophilin B2b (gene sh3glb2b). The record is from RefSeq and is a predicted model, not a curated record. Lineage: Eukaryota; Metazoa; Chordata; Actinopteri; Cypriniformes; Cyprinidae. The transcript has 14 exons. Gene Ontology annotation, cellular component: cytoplasm; membrane. Gene Ontology annotation, biological process: membrane organization. Bases 165 to 1397 code for a protein of 410 amino acids. Gene Ontology annotation, molecular function: protein binding.
AUAAUGGUCCUCCAGCUCUAGGCCGAGUAGUGGAUGGCUGAUGCAACUGAUCGUGAUUCCAGGCAGCGCUGUCGAUUCCGCUUCGUCCUGCACAAUCGAUCCCGUUGCAGGGACAACCAACAAGCUGAUGUUGCCGAAACGCGCACAGUGAAAACGCUGACACGAUGGAUUUCAAUGUCAAGAAACUAGCGUCGGAUGCAGGUGUCUUCUUCACUCGCGCUGUCCAGUAUACAGAGGAGAAGCUUGGCCAGGCAGAAAAGACUGAACUUGAUGCCCAUCUGGAAAACCUGAUUGCUCGAGCGGACUGCACCAAAAACUGGACCGAAAAGAUCUUCAGACAGACUGAGGUGCUGCUUCAACCCAACCCGAUUGACCAAACUGGUGCUCGAAUUGAAGAGUUUUUUUAUGAGAAAUUGGACAGAAAGAUCCCAUCCAGGACCACCAAUGCAGAGCUGCUGGGUCAGUAUAUGCAGGACGCCGCAAAGGAAUUUGGGGCAGGAACUCCAUAUGGAAGUACUCUGAUAACUGUUGGAGAGUUUCAGAGGAGGUUGGGUGGCGCAGAGCGGGAAUUCCUACAGAUGUCGGCGAUUAACUUCCUCACACCACUGAGGAACUUUCUAGAGGGAGACUGGAAAACCAUUUCUAAAGAGAGAAGGCUACUCGAGAAUCGCCGCCUCGACCUGGACGUUUGCAAAGCUCGGCUCAAGAAGGCAAAGUUAGCGGAGGCAAAGGCUGCUUGUGAGGGAGAUGCUGCGCCUGACUUUCAGGAGACUAGGCCACGCAAUUAUGUUCUGUCGGCCAGUGCAUCUGCGCUGUGGAGUGAGGAAGUGGAUAAAGCAGAACACGAGUUGCGUGUGGCUCAGACAGAGUUCGACCGACAGGCAGAGGUCACACGCCUCCUGCUGGAAGGAAUCAGCAGCACUCACGUGAACCACUUGCGCUGUCUGCAUGAGUUUGUGGAGGCCCAGGCUGCUUACUACGCACAGUGUCACAAGCACAUGCAGGAUCUUCAGAAAGAGUUGAGCAGCGCAAACGGAGAUACGUUUCCUAAUGCUUUUGCAGUGAAUGCUUCCACGUCAGGAGUGACAGCAGGCCCUUCUCCCCUUUCCACUGACACCCUAACUGGGGCUUCUCCACCUAGUCGCCCCCCAAAUCCUUCCAAUGCCCUUGAGUCCAGCACGCUGAAGAUCGAGGAGGUGAAGCCUCCCGCCACCGGCACUCGCAAGGCCAAAGUGCUGUAUGACUAUGAUGCUGCAGAUACAAGUGAACUUUCCCUUCUCGCUGAUGAGCUAAUUACUGUGUACACGGUGCCCGGCAUGGACCCGGACUGGCUUAUUGGAGAGCGAGGCAACCAGAAAGGCAAAGUGCCUGUCACAUACCUGGAGCUCCUGAGCUAGAUGCCUCAUCCUUUUCACAAAUACAGAGUCACACUGAAUUAUGCAUGAACAAAUACUCAAGCACUCCUGAACACUCAGUGAAUUUAUCCAGUUUCUUUUUUUUUUUUUUUUUUUUUUUUUUUUAGGUCUGUCCAUGUUACUGUGCAUAAAUACGUAUUAUUUUUUUUUUUUUUUUUUAGGCCCAAUUUAUGUUCUAUGUGUAUGUGUUGUUUCAGUUGAACACUGUCCUGCAUAAUAUUUAUUUCCUUUAUGAUCCUGUGAUUGCAAAAUUUUUCCAACAUUUUUCUUACCCUCCAAGUGAUGAAAACAAACAGAAAAGCUUUUUGUGGUGGAGCUGGUUCUGAGUGUGUGUGUGUGUGUGUGUGUGUGUGUGUGUGCGUGUGCGCGUCUGUCUGUCUGUCUGUGUGCAUGUGUGUGAUAAUGAAGGCGCUAAACAUUUAAGCUUUGCUUCUUAGCGUAUCGUGUCUCUCAUCAUGCUUGUAUGCUUAUAUGGUUUGUUACCCGCACUUUUGAUUCCCAGUGCAUUUUUUUUCGACUGUGUGAUUUGUCAGAAGAUUGUGAAGGUAUUAGGUGAGGAUAUGAUGUACAGUUUGUGGUUUACUGUGAUCUGUUCACAUUCAAAAAAAGUUUUUCUUUGCCUCCAGUGGUACUUAUUCACAUCUGCUCAGUCGUUACCUUUUCACUUUCAUCUUUGUGUUCUUUGCUUGUUGCAAAAAGCAAUGCAUAUUGAAUGAAUACAGUUGAAAUAUAUAAUAAAGAGAGAUUUACUGGAU